This is a messenger RNA of Xiphias gladius (swordfish), 2962 nucleotides long. It is a transcript of the gene crema, whose product is annotated as cAMP responsive element modulator a. The record is from RefSeq and is a predicted model, not a curated record. Gene Ontology annotation, cellular component: ATF4-CREB1 transcription factor complex; nucleus. Bases 220 to 1185 code for a protein of 321 amino acids. Gene Ontology annotation, molecular function: RNA polymerase II cis-regulatory region sequence-specific DNA binding; DNA-binding transcription factor activity, RNA polymerase II-specific; protein binding. The transcript is spliced from 8 exons. NCBI's taxonomy places the organism in Eukaryota, Metazoa, Chordata, Actinopteri, Istiophoriformes, Xiphiidae. Gene Ontology annotation, biological process: regulation of transcription by RNA polymerase II.
GCGAAACAAACGCAAACUGGCGGACAAAUCGAGACGUGGAGUUGACGGUGCAGAUGGAAGGACACCGAAUCCGACGUGUGUCCGUUGUGCUCGGCUGUUUUGACUGGCAUAAGCGGUGUCGUUGUGAAAACAUAUUGUCAUGCAGAGGUUCCUGUUGAUUCACACAAGUCAUUUGUAAAUAACACCUCGGAGCCGGAGUCGAGAAAGGGGUGACCUGCUAUGGAUACCUCAGGACCGUCUCAGCUCGACGGCAGUUCAAAUGACCCAGUGACAAACGGGGAGGAGAACCACAGUGAAGCCAGUGCAUCUCCUGCAGCCCCUCCUCAGGUAUCUGCGGCAGCAGAGUCCCCUGCCGUGACCGUUGUCCAGCUGUCCGAUGGUCAGACAGUGCAGGUCCAAGGGGUCAUCCAGGCCCCUCAGACCUCUGUCAUACAGUCACCACAAGUCCAGACUGUCCAGAUUGCUACUGUGGCAGAGCUGGAGGACGGCGAGUCAGUCGCAGACACUCGGAAGAGACGAGAGAUUCUCUCCAGGCGUCCAUCUUAUCGAAAAAUCCUCAAUGAGCUUUCAUUUGAUUCGCCGACAGUUCCCAGAAUUGAUGAAGAGAAGGCCGAGGAGGAGGUGCCGGUCUCAAGCGCAGCCUCAGCAUCAGUGCCAACCUCCAUCUACCAGACCAGCUCAGGACAGUACAUUGCGGUCACUCAAGGGAGAGCCGUCCAACUGACCAGCCCCGGAGUCGAAGCCCUUCAGGGAGCCCAGACCCCGACGGUGGCCAGCUCUCCCACCCCGCAGCCUGGAACCACCGUCGUGCAGUGUGCAGCUCAGCCUGGAGACUCUCCACAGCAGUUCUACAUCCAAGGGGGACAGGUUUUCAUCCAAGCUGCCACGGGAGACAUCCCCGCCUACCAGCUGCGGUCGCCCAACUCGGGCCUGGCUCAAAGCAUUGUGAUGGCUGCGUCCCCGGGCUCCAUACAGAGCCCCUCAUCACAACACGCUGAAGAGAUCACCCGCAAGAGGGAGGUCAGAUUGAUGAAAAACAGGGAGGCAGCUCGCGAGUGCCGCAGGAAAAAGAAAGAGUACGUCAAAUGUCUGGAAAACCGCGUGGCUGUGUUGGAAAACCAAAACAAGACCCUGAUUGAAGAGUUGAAAGCACUGAAGGACAUUUACUGCCACAAAGCUGAGUAGCAGCGGCUGUUUGUGGUCAGGGGCUGAAGACAGUGCCGCUUACAAACUGCUACAGCAAAACAAAAAAAGAAAAGACUCUGGAACAAAAACUGCUUUGACUGUCUUUGUUUCUCUGCUCACUCAGGCCUGGUUUACGCCGAAUUCAGAAGUGUCCCGGGGAAUUCGAAUAGCUUGAGCUUGCCAGUUUUGCUCUUGUUCUUAUCUUGUGCUCUUUGCAUGUGAAGACUCAAGUGUCGUACACACUAUGCUUGCUGUUGCUUUUAUGCAUGGGUGAAGCCAGCCAAUGAGAGCCAGCUGAAGAAGAGGAACAGGAAGAGGAAAUACAGGUGCUUCCUGAAAAUGCACCGCUCAAGUGCAGAGAUUACGAAAAACCUUGGUGGGUCAUCCCGGUCUCGCUACCAGCAAGUUUCUAUGAGGUCAGAAAAAGUGCACAAAAAGUUACGCAGAUCCACCAUCGGCUGCAAACCGGGCAACUCUGCCAUGUUUACCUGAUAAUGUCGUUUGUGUAAUUUAUGCUUCUUUUCUUAGUCGUUUCAUGCAUUCCUUAAUGCAAAAACACAAUUAUAGAGAAACAUCCUCAAGCAUUAUUUCAGGGAAAUGAUUUCCUGGAUGUCAUCAGCCUGUUUCCAGUUGGUAUAGAAACUCUUGAUUAGGUCAGAAAGGUUUUUCAAGAAACAUCGGUGAAGUAAAAGAAUUCAAGAUGAAAAUCCUUCUAUGUUUGGCUGUGAAUGCACAGAACUUCCCAAGAUAUUUCAUGCCAAUGUUGGGGGGGGGGCGUUAUCUGAAUCAAAAGUCCAAAAGAAUCUUCAUUUGUCAUCACUGAAGUGAGUUGAUUGUAGUAUUUGAAAUGACAGAACACAACUGAUCUUUAGUCAAAGCACAGAAAGUACAAAAGUGUCAGUGUGGAUAUUCUUAGAAUUUCUAUUCUAUUACAGUUAUUUCACAAAUUUCACUCCACAAGUUUAUAUAUUCUACAAAACAAAUGUUACCUAUUACCUUGUUGUUAAACAUGUGAAAAAUGUAGCUGUCAAUUCGAUCCUGAAAAACCUCCGUUUCGUGAAGAAACAUCUUACAAUGACUCAUAGCCCGAAGAGUAACUUUUGUGCUUCGCAGUCAUACGAGCAUCCGUUUCGUUUUUUCAAAUGAUGGAAAUCCAUUGUGGAAUAAAACAGUAUUUGAUUAUGGCUAGAUAUUAAAAUGCUCUGUUUAAAGGGUGAUGCCAAUUUCUUUUCUCUUUUCCUUUUUUUUUUAAUGUAAAGACAUUGUAUUUUAAUGAUAUUAUAUCAGCUUGUGUUAAUGUUUCUGGUGCUGGUGAUAUCAAAAGGCGCUUGCUUUCUCUGUUUCAGUUUACGUAGUUGUCGGGUUUGCUCCACCGAACACAUUUUCCUGCUAGGCCUGUAGAAAAUGAUAGACGGAGCGCUGCCUGGUGUAACAGACCGCCUCCGUUGGCCGCCAAAGCCAUUUAAGUAGCAGUUAGCUAUUUUCCGCUGUUUAGCUCAAAGACGACAGUGUGAAUCAUCCUGUGGCAGUCUCAAUUUUUACAAACCAAACCUGGACUGCUUUGUAUUCCCAAUUGAAUGCCCCUUCUUUUAAAUUGCAGAUUACAUCAGCUGAUGAUAAAAUUCAGCUUUUCUUUGAUAACAGUUGACUUGACUUCCUCUGUAUGAAGUUUUUUGCUGUUUCAGAUGGCUCCAUCUUUUACCUUGGUGAACUUCCUCGUUUGAAUCGUAAAACUGAAACUUUUUUUUGGUUUAUCUAAUAAAAUAUUCAAAUGUGA